AGCAAAUAUGAAAUAUGAAAUGGAAUCAGUCCAUGUAGCAGAUAGCGUGGCGCAAGAAGAGUAGAGUGAAAAGAGUUAGGAAGAACGACUGAGUCAGUCAAGAAGAGUAAAAAGUCAAAACACUGAAAUUAAAUUACGGGAAUGCCAGUUCCCAUCUGAUUCAUCUCCCUUGCAACCUAAACUAUGUCUUUGGAAUCUAUCCGAUCCCAUCUCACCAUCUUCUCCUAAUCCUUCCAAGAAACCCCAAAAAUGUCGCUGCUGAAGACGGUGGCGGCGUCACACAACAACGUCGACAAUAACAUGCUGCCAUCAACACCGGGCAAGUUGAAACCAGAAAAGUACCAACCCUACAACCACUACAUGAUCCACCGCCUCAGGCUAUCAAAACUCACCCUUUGGUCCUCCAUCUUCCUCGCCUUCAUCCUCUUCUUCUUCAUCCUCUCCCCUCCAUCUCCUUCCCCCGCCGCCAACCGCCGUGAAUCAUGGGGAGGCCACCACUGGGAGAAGCGCGUCACCAAGUCAGCCUGCAGGAACUCCGACUCCGGAUUCACCGUCCUCGUCACCGGCGCUGCCGGCUUCAUCGGCUGCCACGUGUCCCUUUCCCUCAAGCGGCGCGGCGACGGAGUCCUCGGCCUCGACAACUUCAACCGCUACUACGAUCAGAACCUGAAACGCUCCCGCCAGAAGGUGCUCUCACGCGCCGGCGUCUUCGUGGUGGAGGGCGACAUCAACGACGCUGCGCUCAUUCGCAAACUCUUCGACGUCGUCCACUUCACCCACGUCAUGCACCUGGCCGCCCAGGCGGGCGUCCGCUACGCCAUGCAGAACCCGCAUUCCUACGUCCACAGCAACGUCGCGGGGUUUGUGAACCUUCUAGAAGCUUCGAAAGAUGCGAACCCGCAACCAGCGAUCGUGUGGGCCUCAUCGAGUUCCGUGUACGGACUCAAUUCUAAGGUACCGUUUUCGGAGAAGGACAGAACUGAUCAACCGGCGAGUCUUUACGCCGCUACGAAGAAAGCAGGUGAAGCCAUUGCGCAUAGCUAUAACCACAUCUAUGGGCUUUCCAUCACUGGGUUGCGUUUCUUCACUGUUUAUGGUCCUUGGGGUAGGCCUGACAUGGCGUAUUUCUUCUUCACGAAGGAUAUUCUGAAGGGGAAGCAGAUCACUGUGUUUGAGGCGGCAGAUGGUGGAACAGUUGCGAGGGAUUUUACAUACAUUGAUGACAUCGUGAAGGGGUGUUUAGGGGCUUUGGACACGGCGAAGAGGAGCACUGGCAGCGGGGGAAAGAAGAAGGGGCCUGCGCAGUUCAGGAUAUAUAACCUGGGGAACACUUCGCCGGUGGCGGUGAGCGAGCUUGUGAGGAUAUUGGAGAAGCUUCUGAAGGUGAAGGCGAAGAAGAAGGUGAUGGUUAUGCCGAGGAAUGGGGACGUUCAGUUCACGCAUGCCAAUAUUAGCAGAGCGCAUAGGGAGCUUGGUUACAUGCCCACCACAGAUUUGGAGACAGGUCUCAGCAACUUUGUGAAAUGGUACCUUGAUUUUUACUCUCCCUCUACGAAGAACCCUGCUUCUUCUUCUUCUUCUUCUUCUUGGUGAUGUAUCCAUUUGUAUCAGCAAAUAAUUACUAUUACCGUAAUCUUUUGGAAUGUCUUAGCCACUGUACAGUUUUUGGUUCACUACUACUGAGAAAUCAAGUUGAAUCUUUUUUGCCUUGAUUGAUUGAUAUAUCUGUUUAUCCACAAAUGAUUAAUUAAUCGAACAUGGCAGCUUCCAAUUUGACUUGUU
Messenger RNA from Arachis duranensis, 1782 nucleotides. RefSeq names its product UDP-glucuronate 4-epimerase 5. The transcript has a single exon. Bases 250 to 1593 code for a protein of 447 amino acids. The record is from RefSeq and is a predicted model, not a curated record. NCBI's taxonomy places the organism in Eukaryota, Viridiplantae, Streptophyta, Magnoliopsida, Fabales, Fabaceae.